AUGGGAUGGGCGGAGCAAGCCUUGUACCGUGUGCUUGACAGUGGUGACGUCUUGAAGCUGCCACGCAGGCAACCACACACCCCCUUCCAAAUGACGGUGACCAAAUUCUACAAGGAAAAGGGUGUGGGCGACAUGGUUCAGGGCAAAGUUCUAGAGGGAAAACUCUCUCCUGGAAGUGCUGUGGCCUUUGUGGGCAGCUACAAGCCGCAGCCUGAUGCAGGCAAGCUUUUCCAUGCAGAACUGCAUUACAACCAGGUUGAGAACCUCCUGCCGGGUGACAUCCUACAGGUCAAAAUUGGGGGGUUCAACCAAGACAAUUUGCCCAUGGUUGGCGACAUCAUGGUCUCCACAGGUGGCGCACUCAAAGAGGCCACAAGCUUUGAGGCUGGCAUCGCAGUGGCCUCUCCAGGCAUGGAAUUCCAGGUGGGCUCAACGGUUGUGGCUUUUGCAGGUGCCAGAUUUUCACCUUGCAAGAUUACGGCCUUGCAGUGGAAGGGUGGCCCAGACACUGGAGGGAAGAAGUGCCAAACCCAACCUCUGUGA
Messenger RNA from Durusdinium trenchii, 543 nucleotides. The record is from the annotation of a GenBank genome assembly. NCBI's taxonomy places the organism in Eukaryota, Dinophyceae, Suessiales, Symbiodiniaceae.